This is a messenger RNA of Dalotia coriaria, 1252 nucleotides long. RefSeq lists its product as uncharacterized. Gene Ontology annotation, cellular component: plasma membrane. Gene Ontology annotation, molecular function: odorant binding; olfactory receptor activity. NCBI's taxonomy places the organism in Eukaryota, Metazoa, Arthropoda, Insecta, Coleoptera, Staphylinidae. Gene Ontology annotation, biological process: detection of chemical stimulus involved in sensory perception of smell; sensory perception of smell. The transcript is spliced from 6 exons. The record is from RefSeq and is a predicted model, not a curated record. Bases 23 to 1162 code for a protein of 379 amino acids.
CACAGUAGAUACGGCAAUAAAAAUGUCGUUCGAAAAAAAUGUGCUAAAACUAUCCAAACUUGCUGAUCGUCUGUUAAAAGGCACACUGAAAGUACAAUAUUUCGAUUGGUAUUAUUCGAAAUUUAAAUACAGCAGCUUAAUAAUAACAUUUAUUCCGUUCGUGACAUUUAUGAUUGGUAUUUUUAAUCAUCUAGUGAAACAUUUAAGAACCCAUGCGUUUAUUUACGCUGAUAAUGCUCCUGAUUUUUCGGGCCUUGUAUCUGGUGUGUCAGCUGCAUAUUUAACAUAUGCACACUAUAAGCAAAGAGAAGAAGCAAAAGAACUUAUUAAAACAUUCUCUGAUUUCCGGCUCGUUGAAAAACCAAAUACUUUUGAUAUCACAAACAAAAAAGUGAGCUUCGGUGGAGUACUUUUUGUUUCAGGAUAUUACCUAAUGGCCGUUUUCGUAUAUAUCGGAUUUGCUUCAAUUAGUUGCCCAGAUGGAAUCGAGGAAGGAUGUGGAUUAUUGAUGCCAAUUUAUUAUCCUUUUCUCAACUUAAAAAAGCGCGGAAUUCGAUAUGCAAUCUUAUUAAUGCAAGUUUCUGGCGGUUUCUGCAUGGCAAUCGAUACGUUUCUGAUAACUUGGAUUUACAAUUCACAAGCUGAGUUAUUAUGCGCAUUCAUUAAUCACUUAAAAGAUAUGUUAAUGCAAAUACAACAGAUUCCAAAUCCAAUAGAUCGAAGGCGUCAGUUUCGUGAGUGUGUGAAAUAUCAUCAUCAUUUAAUAGACCUUGCAGGUCAACUCAUGCCGCUUGCUGGAAAUACUCUCGUUAUACAUGUGGUAAACUCUCCAAUUGUAAUGAGUAUGAUUGCUUUUCAGCUUAAGAUUGAAAUGUCAAUUAUUUUUGGUGCUCAUUUCUUUAUGUGGUUUUAUGGAACUGGUAUCACUUGUAUCUUUGGACAACGACUAAUAAACACUAGUGAAUCACUAAUUGUUACAGUGUACUUGUCUAUUCCUUGGGAUGGAGAUUAUGAAUUGGGGAGAGACAUGUUGCUCAUGCUGUUAAGAUCACAACGUACUUUUAAGAUGACUGGUGGAUCCCUAAUUUCGGUUGACCACAUUCUGUUUGUCACAAUUCUGAAAACGGCAUAUUCGUAUAUGGCCUUGUUUAGUGGAGAAUAAAUCUCAAUCGUUACAACGACUUGUUGCACUAAUUCCACCUGUAAAAUUAUUAACAGCAAUAAAAUGCAUGUAAUGCAAUGGCAUUCCAAA